CCAAAAAAGAGGCCAUUAAUUAUGGCUGAUUAUUGACAAUUGCUUCUUCCGUUUCUCUAGCCCCUCAGCUUCCUCCUUAAAUAGCUAUCCACCCUCUGCCUUCUUCUCACACCCAAAUCCUCUGUUUCUUCAGUCUUCCACACAGUCAUGGCUUUCAUGUCUGUGCUCUGCAUUGUUUCCCUCAUUGCAUUCUCAACAGUUUUCGUUGACGCAUAUGUUCCCGGUGUUUACUCCGGCGGACAAUGGAAGAAGGCCCAUGCUACCUUCUAUGGCGGCGGUGAUGCCGCCGGAACCAUGGAAGGGGCAUGUGGGUACGGAAAUCUGUACAGCGACGGCUACGGCAUCAACACUGCGGCGCUGAGCACUGCCCUCUUCAACAACGGUUUGACCUGUGGGGCUUGUUUUGAAAUUAAGUGUGUAAACACCAAAUGGUGUCACUCCGGUCGUCCCUCGAUCUUUGUCACCGCCACCAAUUUUUGCCCCCCAAAUUGGGCUCUGGCCAAUGACAAUGGCGGCUGGUGCAACCCUCCUCGCACUCAUUUCGAUCUCUCUCAGCCCAUCUUUCUCAAGAUCGCCGAGUACCGCGCCGGCAUUGUCCCUGUUGCAUAUCGCCGGGUGCCAUGCCGGAAGCGAGGAGGCAUCAGGUUCAAGAUCAAUGGCAACCCCCACUUCAACUUGGUUCUGAUCACCAACGUCGCCGGUGCUGGAGACGUUGUAGGGGUGAGCAUCAAAGGGUCCAAAACUGGAUGGAUGCCAAUGACCCGUAACUGGGGGCAGAACUGGCAGUCAGGCACCGUCUUGGUCGGACAGUCGCUCUCCUUCAGUGUCAAAACCAGUGACGGUCGCCACACUACUUCUUGGAACGUUGUCCCUUCCAAUUGGCAGUUUGGUCAAUCUUUCACCGGAAAAAACUUCAGAGUCUGAUCAUGGGUUGGUCAAAGAACGUUUGAUUAUUAUUUAAAUUUCAUAUUUAUUUUUGUUUAUGGGAUAAGAAAGGUAUAGUAUUGAAGAUGUCAUUCGCUCAGAGGUCAUUUAUUUUUGUUAUGAAUCAAAGUUCUUUUAUCUGCUGUGUACAUUUUCAACACCUCAACUUAUUUGCAUUCAUGUCCCAUUUAACAUUCCAAAAACCAGGCCCGUCUUGUAUGAAAAUUUUCUGAUGAAAUUUCAUAUCCUGUUUGCAUAAAUUCAGGGUUCAGGGUUUAAGGCUAAUACUCUGAAAAAUGAGUACGUCCUAAAGUCUUAUUCCAGAAUCAUUGUGCUCCGCUCAUACAUGAACAUCAAUCACUAACAAUGGGAAAAGACAGAUAAACCCCAUAACAUUUUAACAUGCAAAAAAAAUUAAAAAAUCACAAAAAAUUUCUGUACCCAAAAAAAAAAAAAAAUCAGUGAAAUUUAAGAAAUGUGAGAUGGAACCAGUAGACAAAACGGGACAAAUAACCCGUCGUCUGUGGAUGCCCAUCUCUACGGUUGUCUGGCCGCUGCCCAAUCCACACCGAAUCAACGGUGUAAAUCAGGCGUUCAAUGUAAGCACUGUUAGUUCAAACGAGAAAGCGAAUCGAAAAUCGCUUCCUCUAAAAACCCAACAAGUGCAUAAAACCAAAAUCAAAUCUAACCAACAAAAGGGGGCUCAUAUCAAGUGUAUAGAAUAGAAAGACCUCUCAUUGUGGGCCCAAAAACCCUAACUCGAAUUGAAAGAAAAAGAAGACAAAGAUUCUCCCCAGGCGCCGAGAGCCAGCCUUGAAGAAAGGGGCGGCGAAUCUUCUGGGGGUUUCUUUGCCGUCUUUCUUCUUCCAGUCGAAUUAGGGUUUUCCAAAAUCAUGGAGCAGUCCCACUCAAGCCUCUCUCUUUAUAAUCACAGCCCCAAUUUUACAGAUGGGAGAAUGCUCUAGGUAGGCGGAGG
Molecule: messenger RNA, 1900 nt
Organism: Rosa rugosa (rugosa rose)
Lineage: Eukaryota; Viridiplantae; Streptophyta; Magnoliopsida; Rosales; Rosaceae
Product: expansin-A4
Exons: 3
Coding region: 148-924 (258 amino acids)
Biological process (GO): plant-type cell wall organization
Cellular component (GO): extracellular region
Source: RefSeq, a predicted model, not a curated record